CCCGAGGCGCGGGAGGAGGCGGGAGCUCCGGAGGCUGCGGAGGGGGCGGGUCGCGUCAGGCGCCACGUCCGCAGCCAGAGGCCGCCGCUGCCGCCGCCGCCUCGCACCGAGAUUCUUCCGACUUCUGAGCCGGGAGAAGAGCAUCUGGGUCGCGUAGCCGCCCCGGGCCGCAUCAGGGCCUCUGCUGCCCCGGCCGCUUCUGCUGUCCUCCGUGCCACGGCUCCCUCCUCCCGGCCGCAGGUCCCGGCCUCGACCCCGCGGUGAUCAUGAAUCAGGCAGAUAAAAAUCAAGAAAUUCCAUCUUACCUUAGUGAUGAACCCCCAGAAGGGUCAAUGAAAGAUCACCCGCAGCAGCAGCCAGGAAUGUUGUCUCGUGUGACUGGAGGUAUCUUCAGUGUUACAAAGGGAGCUGUUGGUGCCACCAUUGGUGGUGUGGCUUGGAUUGGUGGAAAGAGUCUGGAAGUGACCAAAACAGCUGUUACAACUGUGCCUUCCAUGGGAAUAGGGCUGGUGAAAGGAGGCGUGUCUGCUGUGGCUGGAGGUGUGACAGCUGUUGGGUCUGCAGUUGUAAACAAAGUGCCCUUAUCAGGAAAGAAGAAAGACAAGUCNGAUUGAGAGAGAAGUACACUUGCUCUCCACAGCAUAUGAUGCCAGUGGCAUUGAACAGCUCAAUUACAGACUACAACCAAGUCAACCGCUAAACUGCUGUGUUGAAAGUAUUGGUGACUGGCUGCNUCUAAAACAAGAAGAGUCCAGUACGACCACAGUGNCUGAAGGCUUCUCAUCCUUAAGUUCAGCUUUUUAUCUGGUAAAACGUUACACUUGUUCAGUUGUAACUGAAGAUAUGGUAUGUUUAAAUAUUUGCUCUAAGUCUUUCAGUUUGACUAAAAAAUGUGAAAGUUCAACUUAGUAGAUGGUUUUACAGUUCCNUGUGUACAGUGUGCCAGGUANCUCACAUGACCCUUACAAAGGGACUCNAACUACAUAAACUGUACCUUUGAUGUGCCUAAUAGUUUCAGAUGUCUUAGUUUUUUAUAACUAUAGUGGUUUAGGCCAAGAGGCAUUCUUAUUUAAGCUNGCAAAAAAGUAGCAGGAAUUCAAAAGUUUAGAAGACAAAUGUUUUUAUGAUACUGUUAAUUGUUUUGUUUUGGGUUUUUUUUUUUUUUGGUUAGAUAAGCAUUCUGUUUGUUUAAUCAUUGAUGCCUUACAAAAGAAAACAUCUUUUCUAAUAAUCUUAAAUAUGUGCAGUUCUUAUAAUUAUCAGUGAACUCUUUUAAAGGUUGUAAAUCUAGUUUCCCUCUUACAAAUCUCAGGAGUAUUGAGGUAAAGGAGUUCCCUGGUGCCAGUGGGUAAGAGUGCUUAUCAGCAGUUGUGAAUAGUUAACAUGAAACGUGCUUUAGUAGUUGGAUUCAUGGUCCCAUCAUUAAUACACCCCACAGUAGCUAUGCAACAUUGCUUAGCUCAUCAAAAGCUGUGUGGGAAGUUUCAUAUUGAGAAGGAAUAAUUUUUUUUUUUUUUUGAGACAGGGUUUCUCUGUAUAACCCUGGCUGUCCUGGAACUCACUUUGUAGACCAGGCUGGCCUCGAACUCAGAAAUUCGCCUGCCUCUGCCUCCCGAGUGCUGGGAUUAAAGGUGUGUACCACCACGCCUGACAAAUAUUAAUUUUUAAGUUCUUAUAAUUAUCCUAAGAAUCUAAGAUAAUCCUUCAUGCUUAUUCUUUCUUUAGGAUGUCUUAAAUUAUUACAAGUAAUUCCUUUAAAAAUACAAUAAAAUCAACCAUUAAUAUAUGAGGAUUGACUCUUCAAAUGAAUGAGAUGGGUUCCAUACAUUGGCUUUGAAUUAAAAAAAAUAGAUAAGUGCUUUCAAUGAUGUAUUUAGGGUUUUGUUGUUGUUGUUGUUGUUUUCCUUUGAGAUGGGGUCUUCUAAAGCCCAGGCUGGUCUUGAACUGGAUAUGUAGCUGAGGAUAUUCUUGCGCUUCUAAUUCUGCAUUCACCUCCCAAGUGCUGGGAUUACAGGCAUGAGAUACCAUGCUUGGUUUAUGUGAUGUUGGGGAUGGAACCCUGGGCCGCAUGCAUAGUAGACAAGUACUGUACCAACUGAGUUGCAUUUGCAGUGAAAUUCAUUCAUGGCUUUAAAACAUGUUCUCUUAUAACCCUUUAAAGCAGCUGUAGACAUACCAUUUCUCAAGCCAGUUUCAGGCAGGAAGUUGAAGGUUUUUGAUAUGGAUGGUAACUGUGUUGUGUCUUAAUGUGCUAUCAUAACACAUUCAUUUUCACAGAAUGUAACUCAGAAGUUCAUUUCUUUUUGACUUAAUGCUUAGUUUCAUGGAAAUUUAUAAGUGACAUAUAUUUGGCAUUUAUCUUACAAUCUAAGCCUGAAAAAAAUUCUUAAUUUUCUUUAUACCUAAAACUAGAAUUCUGUCUCCAUUCUGCCCCUUCUAACUCCCCGGAGAGAGGAAGGGAGUGGUGCCUUGGUGUAAGUCAAAAUGUAGUGUUCCUAAAUCCAGGAGAAGAUCACCCGAAUAUGUAGGUUCAAAUGUUUGGAACUCUUAAGAGGAUUCUAUUAGUAAUGUGGGCCAACAGUUGAAUAAAAAUAUAAAUUUAAAAAGCAUUAAUAAAUAACAGCAGGACUGUCAAGCAAAUCUACAAAUGUUCUUGGAACUUUGUUUAUACAAAAUUUAAAAUCAUUGAACUAAAUUUAGAAGGAAUUAAAUGGUCAUUUAUUUCAUGCAAUAUUAUUUAAGAGACAUUUGUUGGUACAUCUGGUGAAAUGUGUUAACAAAUGGUAUUUUUAAAGUUCCAAAAUUAAUAGACCCAUUCUCAGUGAUCUAAAUAAUGGUAUUGGAGAAAUUGAUUCCUGCUAUUUAGAAGAAUUUAUUGAUUCAUUGCUGGUUUGUAUUUCUAACUUAGAGGCUCUACUAUGCUUUGUACUUGAAUUAGUCUAAGUGUAGGCUUAGUAUACUAUAUGCUUGCAUAUUUAUUUUCAACUUUGCUUGUCUUUAAAAUCACUUGAGGAAAAAUGGCUAAUUAAUUUCUGCUACAGAAAAGCCAACUGGUAAAUUUUCUCAAUUGUCUUAAAUGCUAAAGUACAAUGUGGUUCACAGCGGCUUUUACGAUAGCAGAGAACUGUACAAAUAUACAGGUAGCUGUAGUUCUAACUGAAAUGAACUUGCCAUUUGAUGAUGUGUACAGCAAUAUACCUGAGUCCCUUCUAGUUUAUGUAGACUAGCAAUUUGACCUGUUAAACAGGACUAGUUUACUUUGUUGUAUACACCUGGAGGUAUCUGUUAUUCGACUCCGUUUUUUAGUGGGUUUUGGCACAGUGAAGAUAAAUUUGUGUGACCCACUUGAAUGACUGAUCUAACAAUGUUGAUAUGAAUAUUGUAUUUAGUGAAAUGUCAGAUGAAAAUACCUGAUUGAAUAAUGCGGGGAUUUUUGUAUUAAAGGGAUGGGAAAGAACACCUGAAUCUGAUAAUAAAGGACUAUGAUCUACAAAGA
Molecule: messenger RNA, 3496 nt
Organism: Mus caroli (Ryukyu mouse)
Lineage: Eukaryota; Metazoa; Chordata; Mammalia; Rodentia; Muridae
Gene: Tmem263
Product: transmembrane protein 263
Source: RefSeq, a predicted model, not a curated record